Messenger RNA from Drosophila albomicans, 873 nucleotides. RefSeq names its product probable 39S ribosomal protein L24, mitochondrial (gene mRpL24). Gene Ontology annotation, cellular component: ribosome; mitochondrion. Gene Ontology annotation, molecular function: RNA binding; structural constituent of ribosome. NCBI's taxonomy places the organism in Eukaryota, Metazoa, Arthropoda, Insecta, Diptera, Drosophilidae. Bases 96 to 839 code for a protein of 247 amino acids. The transcript is spliced from 3 exons. Gene Ontology annotation, biological process: translation. The record is from RefSeq and is a predicted model, not a curated record.
UCGUUAUGUUGUGAAUGGCAAACAGCUGUUAGGCGCACCGCAUUUUAAGUUUAUUUUGCUGUUUUCUUCAAAAAUAAAAAGAAAAUCACACAAAAAUGCGGAUCACACAGUUUCUGGCGAGUAAAUUAAAGAACUUCUCCAACCUGCCCAAGGAAUACAUAGAGCGCAGCAAAAAGCAGGUGUAUUGGCAAACGCCGAAAGAAGCAAAUUAUCUUCCACGUACCGUUGAACGCAAGCGUUAUCGCUACACCACAAAUCGUUCAUGGACUGGACACUUCAGGCAACAAAAUAUGCCCGGCACUUCCCGGCGCAAAGUCUUCGUGGAGCCAAUUGAGGACUGGAGCUUCUUUCGCGGCGAUCGCAUUGAAGUGCUCGUGGGCAAAGACAAAGGCAAGCAGGGCAUUGUCACCCAAGUGAUUCCCGAGCGUAACUGGGUAAUUGUCGAGGGCAUCAAUUGGCAUUAUCGACGAGUUGGGGCCGAAAAGGAAUUCCCCGGCAUAAUCAUUAAGUCCGAGUCUCCACUUAACGUAACCAAAGACAUUCGUCUGGUCGAUCCCUCUGAUCUGCAGGGCACCGAUUUCGAAUGGCGUUUCACCGAGGAAGGCGAAAAGGUUCGCGUCUCAAUGCGUUCGGGUCGUAUUAUCCCUAUUCCGGAGACAAACAAUCAGACCUACGACUACAAGACUCCCAAUGCGUACAUAGAGCGGGAGAAGGACACAACAGCUGCUGUUGUGGGUGAGAUUACCUUCCAGCCAAAGUUGGCCACCUUCGAAAUGGACAUUAUGGAGGAGAUGGGCAUCAAGGAAGAGCGCACGCCGGCCAAGAGCUAUUGGUACUAAUAGCAUAACUUGUUUGUUUGUUUAAAUAAAUAUA